Acanthosepion pharaonis is the source of this 960-nucleotide messenger RNA. Lineage: Eukaryota; Metazoa; Mollusca; Cephalopoda; Sepiida; Sepiidae. The record is from the annotation of a GenBank genome assembly.
AUGUUUAGUGUUUUUGUGAUAUUCCGGAAUAAAUUCUUUCCCACUGUAAAUUGUGCUGAAGAUUUUCUGUCAACCACUGUUUUAUUUAAUGCCAUGGCUGGGCCUCUUGAAGAGAAUUAUGCCAAACCACUUUAUGCUGAUGGAAAAUAUGACAACCCGUUCCCCACUUGGAAACAGCCAAGGGCAUUUGAUUUGUGCAAAUAUUUUUUUUGUGAUGCAGAUAACAGCAACAUCCCCAACCAAAAAGAACUUGAUGUGACUCUUCCACUCCAUCACCCAGACUUCAAAGAAUUCCAGUCACCUCCUGUUAACGGCACACGAGUUGUUUGGCUUGGGCAUGCAACUAUGCUAGUGCAGUUUGAUGGUGUUACAAUCCUUACUGAUCCUAUCUUCAAAGGCAACAAACAAUGGAUGGAAGAUACUGGUUGUUCGAAUGUCAAGGAGAUGACCUGGUGGCAAGAGGAGACAGUCCCAAAUCAUCCAGAUAUCAGAGUGGCUUGCACGCCCUGUCAACACUGGAGUUCUAGAACAGGCAUCUUGGAUGUGAAUCAGUCCCUUUGGAGUAGUUGGUGUGUGAUUGGACCAACACAGAGAUUCUACUUUGCUGGGGACACAGGAUACUGUGAAGCAUUCAAACAAAUUGGACAUCGCUAUGGACCCUUUUCUCUUGCAGGAAUUCCAAUUGGAGCAUAUCAACCAAGGUGGUUCAUGCGUCCUCAGCAUGUUGAACCAGAGGAAUCGGUUCAAAUUCAUCUAGACGUCCGAUCGGAGAAAUCCAUUGGAAUUCAUUGGGGAACAUUCAAAUUAACUCAUGAGCAUUAUUUGGAGCCGAAGGAGAAGCUUAGAGAAGAAGUGGAGAAACAGAACCUUUCCCCUCAAGAUUUUAUCACGUUGAAUCAUGGAGAGAUUCGUCUUAUUUGCAACAAAAAACUAAAAGAACUUUUUUCUGAAAACUGCUGA